AUGGUGGGAUUAACUAGUGUUUCACUGUGUUGUAUUGGUGGGAUUAACAAGUGUUUCACUGUGUUGUAUUGGUGGGAUUAACUAGUGUUUCACUGUGUUGUAUUGGUGGGAUUAACAAGUGUUUCACUGUGUUGUAUUGGUGGGAUUAACUAGUGUUUCACUGUGUUGUAUUAAGUAGUGACUAAGGUUGUGUUGUGUUAGUGAUGUUGUUUGUGAAGGUUGUAGUCGUGACGUUGUGUGAAAGUUGUGAGGUGGUUGUAGUCUUGACGUUGUGUAAAGGUUGUGUGAAGAUUGUAGUAAUUACGCUGUUGUGUUUCAGAGGAAGCGUCUGGAGGAGUCUCCGCCCCAUGUCACCAGCGUUCUGAACCUCAGCGCCUAUGAGAGGAGCCUCCUACUCCCCCACGACACCCCCUCCCCCUCCUCAACUCUGUCCUACGCCUCCUCCUCUCUCCCUCGUUCCUCCCCCUCCCUCCCCCGUACUCCCAGGUCUCCCAGUAUGGAACCCAGCGGUCGCGGCCUUCCCUCUCGUACCCUCACCCCCCUCCCCCCUGCUCCCACCACCCCCCUCCCCCUCUGUCCAUCCCCCCUCCCCGAGCCUCGACACGGGAUUCGCCACGUCACCUCACCCUCGCAGGAGCUCCGCCUGCACAACCAGUCAACCAGGUAA
Molecule: messenger RNA, 667 nt
Organism: Coregonus sp. 'balchen'
Lineage: Eukaryota; Metazoa; Chordata; Actinopteri; Salmoniformes; Salmonidae
Source: the annotation of a GenBank genome assembly